Molecule: messenger RNA, 796 nt
Organism: Cercopithifilaria johnstoni
Lineage: Eukaryota; Metazoa; Nematoda; Chromadorea; Rhabditida; Onchocercidae
Source: the annotation of a GenBank genome assembly
AUGAAUAUAGCAAAUUAUGCAUUGAAUGAAAGUGAUGUGGAACAACAGAAAAGAUUAGACGAGAAGAAAUUGGGUAAUGGUUUGACACCAAGCGAUAAUGAUAUUAAUGAUAACGAUGAAAUGGAUGAAUUAUAUUUCACAUCAAAAGAAUUAUUAUCUGACGUAUCACAUAAAACAGCGUUAUCAUUACCAUCACUAACAACAGCAACAACAAUGAUUGAUAUGCCGGAUUCAAAAUUUCCUCUUGAUAAUAAUAAUAGUACAAGAUGUCAAGGAAACAAUAGCAAUGAUACUAUUGAUAAUAUCGAAGCAAAUGUUCCAUGCCAAUGUCAAUCACAUUUAGGCCGAUUAUUUGUAGACGAAGUAUAUCCAUUAACAACAAAACAACUCUUUGCUAUUCUUUUUUCACCAACACCAUGGUAUCAUCAUUUAGAUGAAAUUGUCAACAAAACAGCACAUGGAAGAAUGUUAAAUAUUGUAACUGAUUAUGUAGCAACAUCGUGGAUAACGGAAAAUUCUACUGUUACUACACGAAAAGUAACUUAUAAUAUGGCACUAAAUAAUGCGUUAGGUCCAAAGAGUACAUCAGUUACGGAAAAACAGGCAUGUUACGGAUUUCGUGGUGCUAAUGUUGGAUUCAAAGUGAUAAAGGAGAUUCAAAAUUCAGGCAUACCAUAUGCGGAUAAUUUCAUUAUUCAAUGUACUUAUUGCGUAAUUCGGGCAAGUCACACACAUUCCCGAUUACUUGUACAUGGUGCAAUGGUACAAAAGAAAAGUAUUUGGGGUAUUGUUAAAG